AUGCCUUUCCAACGGUCGAAAGACGAGCUGGAUCCGGACCAUCCAAAUCCAUGCUAUCCGCGAGCGUGCGCGAUCCAGUCAUGUCUCCAAAAAUCCGGCUUCGACCAAUCCAGAUGCGAAUCCUUGAUCGACGACCUGUAUCGCUGCUGCGCCAAGUUCUACCAGCAGCGCGGCAACGAUGCCGAGGCAGAUAGCUGUCCAAUACCUACCGUGGUACAAAGGAGGAUACACAACAUGCAGCACGAUGCCAAACGUCGUGAUGGAGGCUCGUUGCUCGAGACCAAAAAGCGCUGA
Messenger RNA from Mycosarcoma maydis (corn smut), 294 nucleotides. RefSeq lists its product as uncharacterized. The transcript has a single exon. The coding region runs from base 1 to 294 and encodes 97 amino acids. NCBI's taxonomy places the organism in Eukaryota, Fungi, Basidiomycota, Ustilaginomycetes, Ustilaginales. The record is from RefSeq and is a predicted model, not a curated record. Gene Ontology annotation, cellular component: mitochondrial intermembrane space.